Epinephelus moara (kelp grouper) is the source of this 3630-nucleotide messenger RNA. It is a transcript of the gene trib1, whose product is annotated as tribbles pseudokinase 1. Gene Ontology annotation, biological process: positive regulation of proteasomal ubiquitin-dependent protein catabolic process; protein phosphorylation; regulation of MAP kinase activity. The record is from RefSeq and is a predicted model, not a curated record. The transcript has 3 exons. The coding region runs from base 319 to 1407 and encodes 362 amino acids. Gene Ontology annotation, molecular function: protein kinase activity; ATP binding; mitogen-activated protein kinase kinase binding. Lineage: Eukaryota; Metazoa; Chordata; Actinopteri; Perciformes; Serranidae. Gene Ontology annotation, cellular component: nucleus.
CAUCACCGGAGCUCACUCACUCUCUGCCUCUCUCUGAGUGUGAGGCGGUCUCUCUUUCUCUCUGUGUCUCUCUCUAUCUCUCUGUCUGGACUCUGAGGGAUCGGGAUUUUCUAACCAAAAGUACACAGACCUCAGAGCCACGAGCAUUCACCCUCCACAAAAGGACGUGGGCUGGAUUAUUUCCGUCACUGAAUCCGCUGAAGUUUGAUUCAUAUCUCAACUAAAAUGAAUCUGACACGGAGGAAUGGAGUGCGCAGUUUGUAGCCUAUUUUAGCAAAAAAAAAGGACACAUCCUAAACCAGUCUCGUUUUUGCUCUCAUGGUGAAUCGGUCUAUCAGGAUGAACUUGCAGUGGAGCAGCCCGGCGCCCUGCAUCCGCACCGGGAGAGUCGCGCACAAGCGGCUGGACUCAGACGAUCAGCCGCCGGCCAAAUGCGCCAGGCUGAGCGCCGAGGCGGGGGACACGCAGGGACUCCUCGGCACCUCUCCCGGGUCCCCGGUCAGCCCCGUCUCAACCCCAGUCCCGGCGACCCACCAGGGGCCAUCCAGGAUAGGACCCUUCCUGCUUCUACCUCUGGCUGACCGGGAGAGCGUGCACAGCGCGAUGAACACCGACACUGGCGAUGAGCUGCUGUGCAAGGGUUUUGAUAUGGGGGUGUACCAGGAAAAGAUCAGAGCCUACGGGAUCCUGCCAGCCCACAAGAACGUGGCUGGCAUCAGGGACAUCAUCCUUGGUGAACGCAAGGCCUACGUGUUCCUGGACAAGGACUUUGGGGACAUGCACACCCUGGUGAAGAGCUGCCGCAGGUUGGAUGAGGAGCACGCCUGCAGGCUCUUUCGUCAGGUGGCUCUGGCCGUGGCACACUGCCACCAGGCUGGCAUCGUGCUGGGUGACCUCAAGCUGCGAAAGUUUGUCUUUGCUGAUGAGAAAAGGACACAGGUGAGACUAGAAAGCCUCGAGGACUGUCGAGUCCUAGAAGACCCAAACGACGACUCCAUGUCAGACACCCACGGCUGCCCGGCCUACGUCAGCCCCGAGAUCCUCAGCGGCUCCGCGCCUUACUCCGGCAAGAUGGCCGACAUGUGGAGCUUAGGGGUCAUGCUGUACACCAUGCUGGUUGGCCGCUACCCCUUCCACGACCCGGACCCGGCCAUGCUGUUUUCCAAAAUCCGCCGAGGCCAGUGCUGCUUGCCAGAGGGCUUGUCGCCCAGGGCCAAGUGUCUGCUCCAGAGCCUGCUGAGGAAAGAACCCUGGGAGAGACUCACGGCGAAUGAGCUGCUCACUCACCCAUGGUUCCACCAGCCGCCGUCGUCGCAGGAAAUGGCGCUGGGUGAACAGGAAGUGAGCUCGGCAGAACAGAUGGUGCCAUCCUUUGACGUGGAAGAGGACGAUGAUUUGUUCUGCUGACGGACUCGAUUCAGCUGAUUCUGGCUGAGGGACCAAAACAGAAAUCGCUAUGAGGGAUCCAUUGUUGUUUUGGUUUUGUUUUUUUACAUUGGCACUUUUUAGAACCCCAUUUGUGUACUGUCGAGUGUACAUACACCCUCAAGCUUUCUACAAAAACUUACUGUACUGUAUUUUGUUGUUGUAUAUGUGUUACUUGCUAAGGGCAUUUUUCACAAUGAUCACUCAUUGUGUUUCUAUAUGUACAUUUUUGAAAUUAUUUGGUGCUAAAAGAAAUAACACAGACUCAGAUUUUGCCAGACAAUGUUCACAAAAUAAUCUCUGCAGGCUACUAUGAGUGUAUCACACAAAACGAACCCCCGGCAAACACUUGUCACCGAUACUUGCUCUCAGUCUGGACUCACAAGGCUUCAGAAAGCAUGAGACAAAUCCUGCACAGGAGGCGAAGAGAUGUGAUGUUGUUCCUCUCACUCUCUGACCAGGCUGGAGGCUCCGGCGGCUGACUCACCGACCGGCUUCGAGGAAGGCCUAGCACAAGCUCGACGUCUCGCAGCAGGCGGUGUCAUAGAGUGAGAAAGAUGCUUAGCCGAGGACUGAUGUGUCACACUCAGCGGGGACGCUACGGAGGUGUCUCGCUGCCAAUCUGGCAACGUCUCAGCAAAUGGAGAGCAUUUACAAAUCUCACACCAUGCACAGAAGGUUGAGAAAGGCAGGGUGUUACUGGUGCAACACUCACAGAAAAGUAGGGAGAGUUUGUCACACACACACACACACACACACACACACACUCAACAAUGAGCAGUGGCACUGGCCUAACAGAAGUCAUUGUAAAUGACUAAAACAGAAUCUCAGUUAUUUUCUCAAUUUUAAGGGUUGAAACUAAAGCAUUUGCCUUUUUGUUUUAAAGAUGUGAAACCUUGAUGUAUCAUAUACAGGUUGCAUCAGAACAGGAAAAGUCUUUUAAUAGAUGUGACCUUGCAAAUUUGACUGUGAUCCAUCUGUUCUGAAAUGCCGUGUGUGCAAUUAGCCACAGCUAAACACUAAUGCUUCUGGUGUAAGGUAAACCGCUGAAAGGAACUCUAGUUUCAAACACGUGGUCACAUGCCUUUGCAGCAUCAGAGAUGGUUGGAUAAAUCUUACGCCCAAAGGCAUGCUAAAGCAGGAUUUCAGCCAAAGAAGUAAAAACACACAAAGAAAUCAAAUGAUCCUUCCUACUGACGCAAUUUGAGUUCUCUCUUAAUCCAACAAUGUUUGUAUUUUUUAAAGAAAUGUGUCAAAUAUCCAGUUAAGGAGCCGUCACGUUAGAAAGAAACUCACAGAAAAAUGAAGACUUUCUCAGCAAAGCCCUUUUUGGUCAUUUCUGUUGGAACAUUAUGUCACGCUGUGUUGCUUUAACAAAGCUGAGCCGUGCCGAGUGUUGUGCCCGUAUCACUGUGUUUCAUAAACUGAACGGCUCUGAAUCAGUCACAGUCAGGCGAUAUUUGAUGUUGGUUGUCUGAUGAUGACUCAACACUUGAGCGUGUCUGUAGAGAAUGGUCCUGACCUUGGCUGGAAGAAUCUGUUCUGACUGUUUCACCUCUUUAAUGGUAUUUUUUCAUCCCUUUCCUUUUUUUUCUUCUUUUUUUUCCCGUUAAAAGCUGUGGAUCCAUGGAGACUACUCAUCAUAGUUAGUGACAUGAUGUACCACAUUUAAAAAGAUGUUUCAUCUUGGAUUGUGACAGCACAUGCGGCGCUUCAGUGACGUUUAUCCUUACAGGCUACUGUAGAUCUGCAGCCAGCUAUUUCGCUCUGGCAGAAAUAAUUUCGACGACGGUACUAAAUCUGGCAUGUCUGAGAAGCGCUGUGCAUUAAAUUUUUGGGUCACGCAGCAGGCUAAUAAAACGUCUGUUGCAGUUCUUUAAUUAUUUUCUCUCAUCUGCUCGAGAUACCAGAUGGGAACAGACUCAUGACAAUCUGAAUUGUUCCUCACAGAAGAGUAAUUUAUGAUUUUUUUGUUCCUGGUUUAUACAUGUAGAGUGAGUCACACAUUCAUGUGACACGUAGAGUAAACUGACACGGGUGCACAAACUUCAUAUUGCACUGUGAAUUAUGUAUUUGUGACACAACCUAGAGGCUAUUACUGGUCCAGACAGGUUACACAUGAGAUAUAUUCAUUGUACAAAAGGUGUAAAUAUGUAUAUUUGAAGUAUGUGUGGAGAUGUUGAAUAAAGAUCACAUUUUUUCAUA